Molecule: messenger RNA, 1200 nt
Organism: Funneliformis geosporum
Lineage: Eukaryota; Fungi; Glomeromycota; Glomeromycetes; Glomerales; Glomeraceae
Source: the annotation of a GenBank genome assembly
AUGACCACAAAACUAUCAAGGUGGCUUAAGAAAAAUUUAAAAGGUAAUAUUAGAAACAAUUUGGAUGCAACAAUUGAGAAUCUACUUCGAUUGGACCCUCCCAUAAACAGAAAGAGUGUUAUCAGUGAACAAAAAAAAGCGUUAUUGUCAUCAAUAAAAGUCUUGUUAAAAAAUAACAAAGAAAAAGAGUACGAACUACUAAAAAUGUGGCUUAAUUCUGAGGAAAGGAAGAAAGAAAUCGGAAGGACAUUGAAAAUUAUAGAUAAAAAACACCAAGCUACUUUCAAGAGAGCAAAAUUUUUUUCAAGUGUUGUACAACACGCGAUUGGUAGUUUAACAGAUUACGAAUUCGAGAAAGAAACGCAAAAGCGAAACCCCUCAUCUCCUCGUAUUUUUCCACCGACUUCACCAAUUAAAGCUAAUCCUGCUCAUACUCCUACUUCUCAACCACCGCCAUCACCUUCUCCUAAGGAAGAUCGAAAAGAGAAAGGACAAGGCGCUUCGUCUCUAGAAAUCCCGCAACAUUUCUCAUUCUCUCCCUCGGAACAAGGCGCGUACGCCGAACCAAUCAUCCAAUAUGUCGAUAAAGCAUUUUUCAGAUACAUAAAAAAACAUCAAAAGUACAUUCCUUGUAGUACAGUGGAAAGCUUCGCAGCAAGAUAUUACAAACUUAACCCAACGGAUCUGUUCAAAUCUUUUAAAAACGAAGCUAGGAAUCACCUUGCGCAUGGUAUCACACAAUCAAAAGGGAGAUGGAAUGAUGAGAGACUGCAAAGAUUAUCUGCAUUGGCUUUAGAAGUAGUCGUAUGUUUGGGAGACAAAAAAGCAUUCGAGCAAUUGAAGGAAGUUAAACAAAAAUUAGAAUCAGAACUUAUGGAACGACGAACUCGAGUGAUGAAGAGAAAGCGCAAGGAGCACGAGGAAGAUGAAAAUGUGAGGAAAAAAAGUCCGAAAGAUAUAGAUCUUAGAAAUUUGUUAGAUUUUUCUUUAUACAUGGUGAGUAAAUUGGAGUCUGAUGAUGAAAAAGAGUUAAAGCGAAUGGUGCAGUUAGCUGUAGACAUAGAUAAUGCAUUUGUAAACAUCUGGAGGGGUCUGGAAUCUCAAGAGAAUGAGUACGAAAAAGUUGAAAAGUUCGUGAUUCUGAUGAAUUUCCGAUUUGAUAUGCAUCUCAAAGUAAAAAAGGGAGACACAACAUCAUGA